Molecule: messenger RNA, 1864 nt
Organism: Mucor mucedo
Lineage: Eukaryota; Fungi; Mucoromycota; Mucoromycetes; Mucorales; Mucoraceae
Exons: 1
Coding region: 132-1847 (571 amino acids)
Molecular function (GO): protein binding
Source: RefSeq, a predicted model, not a curated record
GGGCCGGAAUUUUAUAUGCUUAUUUUCUUUGUGUGUGUGUGCUCAAGUGACGUGUUUAGCCAGUUUUAUUAACCUAACAUUUUAUGAGUAAUGCAUAACCCAAUAGACUUUUUUUUUGCCUUUAAUACUUAAUGAAUAAUAAUAAUCAUUCGAAUCCUAAUUCACCACGUACGAAUGCGAACACUCCAUCAAGAGACAGAACGCCAUCUUCGAAUGGAGCGCCUGUGCUUCCGUAUUCCAAAGCAGUUCGAACGACAGGAGAAAGCCUUGCUUCACUUGUGGGAGCUUCUUUGACUACAGUUGAAGAUACAGUGUACGUCUUUGGCGGAUUCGAUCAGUACACGGAUGAAAUAUAUAAUAAGCUGUAUAAAUUGGAUUAUAAUGAUGCGUGUAAGUGGACCCAGGUGAUCUAUACAAAAGGAGAACCGCCCGCCAAACGUAAUGACCAUUCGGCCACUUUAUGGAAUAGCGAUAAACUCGUUAUUUUUGGUGGUAACUCGGAAGAAGACAUACAUUUUAAUGAUGUUGCCGUGUUAGAUUUAAGUAAUAUGACUUGGUGGCAUCCAGAACCAACUGGAUUUAUACCAGAAGGACGUAUUCGACAUUCAGCUUCUAUCCACAAAAACAAACUAUAUAUUGCGGGUGGUAUGAAUGUGACGCCCACUGCAUCCUUUGCAAAUACCAUCUUGGUAUUGGAUUUAAUAAGUUGGGAAUGGGAGCAGCCUAUACCAUUUAUCAGUCGUGCUCAACAUACUAGUUUUAUUUAUAAUUCAAGAUUGUACAUAUUUGGUGGUCUCAGAGAAGACAUGAGUCGAUCAAAUCAUCUAGCGUUUAUUGAUUUAAAUAGAACAGAUGAUAUCACCCAAUUAGAUAUCUCUUCCCCUUCAGCCCCCUCUCUUUUUGGACAAAGAUUUGCCCAAAUCUGUGGCGACCAAUUAGUCGUCUUGGUUACAUUACCCUUCAGAGAAGCUAUGAUGGAAACCCCUUUUACUGGUCUUUGGUCCCUAGAUUUACCUUCUAUGCAAUGGCAGUGUAAAGAAAUGGGUACUAGAUACGAAACAUGUAGUUGGCACUCCUUUUCGAUGACAGAAAACGAUACUAGCUUCUAUCUCUUUGGUACAAAUGAUGAUGAACCGGAUGAAUUUUACGCCAUGGUACUACGUGUUGAACUGGAAGAAUUAGGCAUCGUUGCUAUACCUCCACCUCAACUGGGUACAGACUUAAUCGCCUUAUUAUUAAAGCAGCAACAAGGAACAGACUUUGCUAUAAAAUCAUCCAUUGAACCUGAAGCCCCACCCAUCUAUGUACACCGACUUGUGUUAUUAGCUCGUUGGCCUCAUUUCGUUCACCUAGUGGAGUCUGGUAUGUCUGAAUCCAUAUCAAACACCAUUACUAUGGGAGAACCUAUCUCUACAUUAAAAAGUUUCAUCCGGUACCUGUACACAGAUACUUUGGACGAUGCUAGUUUUACUACGGAUUUAAUUGCGGAUUUGAUGGUGAUGGCACAUAUCUAUUUAUUACCACGGUUGUUAGCACUAUGUGUACGGAGAUUAUUCAAUGCGAUGACAACAGAAACUGUGAGUAAAAUAUACCACAGUGCUAGUUUAUCGGAGCAAAGGGGGCUUCAACAGGCCUCGUUACAAUAUAUCUUUCAACACUUUGGAGCUAUUUCCCAUACUGUGGGAUUCCGACAGCUACCUAGACAUAUACUGUUUCAAAUAUGGGAUGAUAUGCCAAGUAACGCAGCAAUUGUGGGCCCUCAAAAAGAUCAAAUACAACAGAACGACACAUCAGAUAUAGAAAACGAAGACGAGGAGGAGGAAGAAGAUGAAGAUAUGGAAGCAUAACGAAAAAUAAAAAGUAA